UGUUUUCAGCUGACGCGAAGGAUCUUUUUUCUCUCUCACUAACUAACCAGGGCAGAUUUUCGAUUCCUGAAAAGACAUUCCCACCGAAAGAGAUAGAUGAGUGAGGGACAGAGAGAGAAAGAGUGAGGGAGUAGAAGAAAGAAAAGGAGUCGGGAAGGAAAGAUAGGAAUCUGCAAAGAUUUGGGACUAAGUAAAUUAUUGCAUUUCCUUCUCUCAGUUGACUUCAGACUGGAAGUAACAAAAAUUGAGCGAUUGAAUGCCUAGAGCCAAGCAAAAGAAUUGAGCACUCAUUUUCUCAUGCAAAGGGGGAGAGGGUAAAACAAAGUCAAGAGAAAUAAUCCCAUUUCUUGAUAAAAAAAUAUCAUUUUUACAUUCGUGCUUGUGGGGGAUUUAUUCCAGAGAGCCUCAGCAGUUAGUAAUGGUGGCUAGAAGGCUUCUGGGGCACGUCCUUAUCUUCAUCUGUCUGACACCCACAAGUGGAGCCCCGUCCAUCGAAAAUACCGAGGAGGAGCCUUCCACUCAGGACAAAUGCGUCCGGUGUUGUAAUCCACAUGAAUACCCAGUGCAUCCAACCACAAAAACCAAUCCAGUGCCAGGCCCGCACCAGACCGGUUAUUACCCACCAUAUCCCAUGCCUCACAUCCAUCCGCACAUCAAUAUCACCAUUCUCAAAGGGGACAAAGGUGAAAAGGGCGAACGGGGGCCGCAAGGGAAACAUGGCAAGGAAGGCCCAAUAGGAAUACAAGGCCCAAUGGGGCUUAAAGGAGACCGGGGUCAGGCAGGAAUACCUGGCGAUUCAUACAAGCAACACUACUCGGCCUUCUCUGUAGGCCGCAAGAAAGGACUACACAGCAGCGAUUACUAUCAAACCCUGGUCUUUGACACGACCUUUGUGAACCUCCACGGCCAUUUCAACAUGUUCAAGGGCAAGUUCUACUGCUACAUCCCUGGCAUUUACUACUUCAACCUCAAUAUCCACACGUGGAACUUUAAGGAGACCUAUCUCCACAUCAUGAAGAAUGACCAGGACAUGGUCAUCUGCUAUGCACAGCCCAGUGACCGCAGCAUCAUGCAGAGCCAGAGCAUCAUGCUGGAGCUGCAGGAGAACGAUGAAGUUUGGGUGCGCCUUUACAAGCGGGAGCGGGAAAACGCUGUCUACAGCGAUGAUGUUGACAUUUAUGUCACCUUCAAUGGUUAUUUGAUAAAACCCAACCUGGACUGAGAUACAUCUUCAUUUCUUCCUUUCUCUCUUUCUCUCUCUCUGUCUUCUCUGUGGAGAAAUAUUGUCCAUUACUUGAUAAAACCAACAUGGACUAAAACACCUUGAAUUCUUCCAUUCUCUCUCCUGUCUGUGGAGAAAUAUUGUCCAUUAUGUGAUAAAACCCAACAUGGACCAAGAUACAUCUUCAUUUCUUCUGUUAUGUCUCUCUCUCUCUCUUUCUCUCUCUUUCUUCUUUGUGGAGAAAUAUUGUCCAUUACUUGAUAGAACCAACAUGGACUAAGAUGUCUCUUCAUAUCUUCCAUUAUAUCUCUCUCUCUCUCUUCUCUGUGGAGAAGUAUUGUUCAUUAUUUGAUAAAACCCAACAUGAACUAAUAUUACUCUUCAUUUCUUCCAUUAUGCCUCUCUCUUUCUCUCUCUUUCUCUCUCUCUCUCUCUCUCUCUCUGUCUGUAUGGGAAAAUAUUGUCCAUCGGAGGGAAGACCAUUAAGUUAUAAGUGGGACCAUUUCUGCAGCUACCCAAUUUAAAAAGACUUCAUUUACCUAUGUGGAAUCACCCAUCUUCUUUUUCUUUAGCCACAUUGGUGUCAAAACAAAAGUAUACUUCUUUAAAGCAGUGCUAAAAGGACUAAAAAUAAUGUGUAGAUUUAGGGCCUGCAUUUUUCUUCUCGAUAACAGACCCAGUGCAAAAAUUUCACAUUUCCCAUGGCAACUAAGUGUUCAUGUGAAACACAGUUAAGUUUGAUGAACAGGGUGUGCAGACACACACUAGGCCCCAUUUCAAAAUCAGAAACUCUGCACAGUUCCCUUUUAAUAAAUUAUGAGCCUACAUCCUCAAAAUGCCUUUCAUGGCUUCAGGAAAUUCCAAAGUGCUUUGCGGUGAAUAGGCUGAUGUUGCAGGCCUCUGCGGUAACAUAGAAAUGCAGCAGCACAGCAGGAUCCCACACCUAGCCGCAUCAUAGCGGCCCAUUAGGGGGACAAGAGCAACAUGUCAUGGAUGCUGGAGACCUGAACUAAAAAAAUAGAGCAUUCUUUCGAAAACACAGCAGGGCUGGAAACUCCUGUAAAGAGAGAAACAGUUAACACUUCGACUCUCAUUCAGAGUCAAUUUGACUGUUUUGUGGAACUUCCUUCAUGAGUUGGUUGAGAGAUAAAUCAGCAUGGAUACUACCUACUCGAUGAAAUGGUGCUAUGGUGUUUUUCACAUUCUCCUCACAGAUAUAUUACCUCAUCCGUAAGAAAAAGGGCAUCUUUGACAGUGCAGCAGUCCCUCAGGGCUGGCCAAAUCGGGACCCAUGUAUUCUCACAUCAGCUGAGUUACCAUGAAAGACCCUCCUUCUCAAACAAAAACCGAAAUAACUGUGGAUGCUGGAAAUCAGAAACAAAAGCAGAAGCUGCUGGAGAAACUCAGGAGGUCUGGCAGCAUCUGUGGAGUAAGAAAGCAAAGUUAACAUUUCAGGCCCAGUUGAGUCCUUGUUUCCUCUUCUCAACCUUGCCCAGUGAUCCUCAGAUUAAACCAUUACCAGUUGUCUCUCUCUCUCUCUAAUGAAUCUCUCUCUAUGGCCCGAUCGACGAUGGUGACUUUGUCUGUAUAUUCAGGGUGGACUGUACCAAAGGGAAGAUAUAUGUUGUAUGUAGUGUUGUUAAUCAGCAUUUUUAUAUGCAUAUACUCUCUGUGUGGUAUUGUGUAUUUUCCACAUCUCACAAAAGUGCAAAUUGCUAAGUGUGCAACAGAUUUCUUCCUCAAACAUUUUAAAAUACCUCUGUGACCAUGAGUGAUCUGCACCCAUGCUUGUCCCAGCUCAGCAUUGCCGCUGUUUGCUCCCUUUGCUCAGUGCUCGUGUCCAGUCUUAAGCAAUCAAGCUCAGACAGCAUGGACAAUUUACCAAGCUUUGAACAAUGGAACGCUGCAGUGGGAUUACUGUAUUUGUUCUUUAACAGAGUGCUAUCACAAACAUGUCAAUUUGUUGCUUUCCUCCAACCUCAGAGCUCCACGCUGGCUAGUUUCCUUUUGCGGAGGUUGAAAAGGGACAAAAUUAUCAGUCAGGGUCAGCAAUGGACAGAUAUGCUGAGUGCCAAACCCACUAUGAUGACUCCGUGUCUGGCCAAGAGAAAAAUCUGAUACAUCUUCCAAAGAACUCCCAUAAUGUGGAAGCAGGUCGUCCAGCCCACCCCGACCCUCCAAAGAGCAUCCAGGCCUGCAGAACCCUGCAUCCGCCAUGGCUAACCCACUUAGCCUGCACAUCCCUGGACACUAAGAGACAAUUUAGUGUGGCCAAUCCACCUAAUCCGCACACAUUUGGACUGGGAAACUGGAGCACCCAGAGGAAACCCAUGCAGAGAACGUACCAAUUCCACAGAUGCCCAAAGGUGGCGUCAAACCCAGAUCCCUGGUGCUGUGAGGCAACAGUGUUAACCACUGAGCCACUGUGCCUCCCUUGCCAGGCUACAUGACUAAGCCUGGCCAGCACUUAAUAAUUUACAAGCAUCCGUCCACCUGGAAACGCCUCAGCAACAGCAGUUACCCUCCAAUUGACCUUGGCAUGUACGAUAGACCAAGUUUUCCAAAGCAGGAAAUUAGUGUCCUGCACAUAAUUUUAAUUCAUUUUCUUCUUAAAUAGCAUACCAAUAAAUGGUGCGCAAUACCACACUCAUCUCUUGGGCCACUACCUCUCACUGCGCUCCGAGUUGCAUUCAUUGGGCACAUGGAUUGGGGUUUCUCCAGGAAUGUGGCCUCAUUUGGUCUACUGCGUGCCUCCCUCUACUGUCUACAGAGUGGGCGCACUUUCAGAGGUGGGAGAUUACCAGGGUGGGCAGGGUGCAGGGUUGGUGGUACAAAGGCAAGAAAAGGACCUUGGGGAUCAUUGCUGGAAUUUCUUAAUGGCCAGUCUGUCUCCAGUCAGGUUAGAGUGAGACUGGGAAUAUUUCUCUCAAUCAGAUGGAAACUGUCUAUCAAAGGGAGAGUUCAGAGGGUGGGAGGUGAGGCUGUUGCAUGAUUUCCUCCUUGCGGGUCAGCUAUAUCAAAGAAUAAAUCUUUAUUCUUUUCCUUUGGUUUUCUUUACCUGCUCCUCAUCUCAGGGAGUGGCAGAUCCUGGAGUUUAGCUCAACGGGGUUUAGCCAUUCCACAUGACUCAUGGUGCGGAAUUAGAUGUUCUGGUUUGGUGUUUUGCUUAAGAAAUCGGUGCAAGAAAUCUAAGUUGGUUUUCAAUGUGUGAGACAGUGGAGCGGCACUGUUGUUUUGAUGAGAUAUUAAGCUUAGGCCUGACCUUCCCAUUCAGGAGGAUCCCAUUGCGCUGUUCAAAGAAGAUUUGAAGAGAUGUCCCUCAUGCCCUGGCCACGAUUUAUCCCUUAUCGCUAUCACUAAAACAGGUUUAGUCAAUCCUAGCUCUUCAUGGGAGCUUGCUGUGUGCAUAUUGGCUGCCGUCCUUUGAUGUUGACCACACUUCGAAAGGGUUUCACUGACUCUAGAUGUGCAUUAUGCACAUCCUCAAGUGCUGUAGAAUUGCAGUUCUUGGUUGUUGCAGUAGGCCAAUGGCUGUACCCAGUUCUCAGGCUCAGAGGACAAUUUCUCAGAACUUGACUGCCUUCACACGGCAUCUGCAGCCGUUUGCUCUGCAAAUAGGUUCCCCCUCCCAGACAAUGUUUACCUCCUCCAGUGCCUGUGCACUAGCGAUGUUCUCCAAAGAAGGGCAUUGUGGGAGUACAUCCUAGUGAGGCACGUCUGCUCCUCUUCCCUCAUCUGCCGACCUCAACGAGAUGGGUUAAUGGUUCAGGGGAAGGAGUAAGUUUCAGUGUUUCCUGUUCUACCCCAAACCAGGAGAGUCUACUGUCUGGUCUCUUAGCAAAAAGCAGCUCCCCUGGCAAUAGCUAAUAUGGCUUUGAAAUCAAUUAUGCUGUCAAUCCUACUGUCAACUCUCUUAUUCACAGCAUUUUGUCCUCAUUAAGGGCCACUAUCUUACCACAUUUAUAUGAGUCAACGGAUAUUUGGGCAUCUAAUUAUCAAACUAACCAAUACUGAAAGCACAUCGCCUGUCAGGAGUCACCAUUGUCCCAUACCACAGCUCUCUCAUCGGGGAGAGAGAGAGAGAGAGAGAUAGCUGGUGGUGGUUUAACCUGAGGGUCACCAAGCGGCAAGGUCGAGAGGGUAGGAUAUUCCUGAUAACCUCAGCUGGUGAUGGAAUUGAACCCACACUGUUGGCAUAACCCAACAUCAGUUAUCAUCGUCCAAUCAAUUGAGUUAACCAAUGCCCUGCUAUAUUGAAGUGUACAAAUAGUUACGUAUGUCUCAGAGCAGAGAUGACACUAGCUUGUAAGUAUACAAUAAGAUUAUUCACAAAUUUUAAAGAAUUUCUGCAAACAGGACACAUCCACACUCAGGCUUAUAGUUCAGCUUCUGCCAGCUUUCAGUGAUGCCUAUUUAUUUUGCUCGAGUCCAUACCUGAGUUUAAUCAAUCAAGUCCAGUGAACGUACAUCAGUUCCUAGACUCACUUCAUCAAACAUCAAACAACUAGACACCACGCAUGGUGUAACAAAGGUGCUCGUUUCCAAUAUGUGUAAAACAAUGUCACAAAGUAAGUCUUAAAUUGAGGUGUUAGAUCACCCCUUACUGUCUAUUUCAUAUUCAGCUGGUGAAUGUAGGUUUUGAUAUGUAUAUAUAAGUCGAUAAAACCUGGAAUUCCCUUUCUGCUGCUCUGUCCUCUUUUUUAGGUGCUUCCAAAAACCUACCUCUCUGACAAAACUUUUGGUCACGUAUCUGAACGUGGGCUUAGUGCUAAAUGCUGUUCGAUAACACCCACAUCAACAACUUAGGGUGCUUUACGACAUUAAAGGUGCUACAUAAAUGCAGGUCGCUGGUUGAUGAGAUGGAGGGGUUAACGCCUGCAGAUGACCUCGUGGUCUGACUGCCAUCCCAGUGAGGCAGACAGUUACCACAUUACACACAGGGCAGAAGGCUGAGGCUACGGGAAUAUAUAUGGGACCACAGAGUGAGUCACAUCAUUCAGAGAUGAGUGGAUAUUUGUGUCUGUGUGGGGAGGGGCGGUUAGGUGCAAGGUUAAAUGCGCUAAAUAGGUCAUCUGUUUAACCAGCGGCAGAGCGUUUGUCUAAAAUAAUGCAAAGAACUGCAGAUGCUGGAAAUCUGCAGCUUAAACAGGGAAAUCGCUGUAGGAGAAAAAUCGCAAUUAAUGUUUCGGGCCCAGUGACUCUUCCUCAGAGCCAAGACGUUAAUUUUCUCCACAGUUGCUGCCAGACCUGCUGUGUUUCUCCAGCCAUUUCUGCGUGUGUUGUAGACUAUUUGCCAAUGGGUCAGCGUAUAAUCUGAAUGGUGGCUUUUCCAUGGGCAGGGCACAUUUUGUGGCAGCUGAAUCAAAAGCUAAUUUUUGUUUGCAAAAUAGUUCCGAUAGAUUUGGUGACUUUUCUGUCAGUAGCAAUCCACCAGAUGUGACACAAAGUGUUUUUUCUCUGCCUUUUUGUUCACAGACGCAAGCUUUGCUGGCUAGGUCAACAUUUAUUGUUCAUCACAAAUUGCCCAGAGGGCACUUAAAAGUCAACUGCAUCGCUGUGGGUCUGCAUUUCCCUUAUGGUUUGAUUUAUUAUUGUCAUAUGUACCUCGGUACAAUGAACAGUUUUGUUUUGCUUGCAGUUACAGGCAGAUCAUAACAUUAAAAGUGCAUUGGGGCAAUAGAACAGAGAGGAAUACAAUGUUAUGGCUGCUGAUUAAAGUUCAAGCUGGAGAGGUCCAUUCAGAAGGCAAAUAGCAGCUGGGAAGAAGCUUUUGAAGCUACAUGUAGGCUAGACCGCGAAAAGAUGGCAGAUUUCCUUCUCUGAAGGACAUACUGGAGCAGGGGAGUUUUUAUGAUAAUCACAUGGUCACCAUUUUCUUUAUUGAAUUCAAAUGUCACCAUGAGGUGUUGAUUUAGGAAGUCACUGGUUUAUCGGCCUAGUGACAUUAUCGCCACAUCUCCAUCUCUGACCUGUGUGCCCACCGUUCUUGUUCAAUUCACAGCAGAAGCAACGAUCCAGUGGAAAUCUCAGUCAUGAGUACCCCAUGCAUUCCCAUUAUCUCCGCACCACACCCUCAGGCUCUGGAAUGCCAUGUUUGAACUUUUCUGCCUUUUUCUCUCUCUCACUCUUGCCUCAUGUAAGGAGCUGCUUUAAACCUACCUCUUUCACCGAGCCUUUGGGCACAAGGGUUAAUGUCUUGUUUUUGAGCUCAGUGUCAAUUAUUGUCUGAUUACACCCCUAUGGCUUGCCUUGGGACUUUUUUUACUACAAUAA
Stegostoma tigrinum is the source of this 7495-nucleotide messenger RNA. Its product is annotated as complement C1q tumor necrosis factor-related protein 6-like. Gene Ontology annotation, molecular function: protein binding. The transcript is spliced from 3 exons. The coding region runs from base 419 to 1222 and encodes 267 amino acids. Lineage: Eukaryota; Metazoa; Chordata; Chondrichthyes; Orectolobiformes; Stegostomatidae. The record is from RefSeq and is a predicted model, not a curated record.